AUGGUUGCACGACCGAUGGAUAUAAUUUUUGACAGCAAUUCACAGGUGACCCUCACUACCCUGGACCUCGGAUACAGCCAUAUUGGAAGGCACGGAGCAAAAUAUUUGGUUGAUGCCUUACAAAAUAACCAGACACUUACGACACUAUGUCUUAGAUACAAUGAAUUGGAAGCCGUUGGUACCGAAUAUAUAGCUGAUCUCUUACGAAACAAUACGACACUGAUCACGUUGGAUAUUGGAGAUAAUAGAAUCAAAAGUCAAGGAGCAAAAUAUUUAGCAGAUGCCUUAAGAACCAACAAGGUGCCUUUUAUUCCUAUUUAUUCUGUCUUAUAUGCAUCUACUCGUACCGACACAGACACUCAUGGUACUAGAUGUCAAGCGGAACAGCCUGGAAGACGAAGGAGUGCAACAUCUCACCGAUGUCCUCAAAAUCAACAUGGUUUGCUUUCAUUCUCAUUUCAUCUCUAUCCUAUUCUUUUCCUCCUAUACACACAGACACUCACAUCAUUAGACCUCAGAUCUAAUAGAAUCAGUAUUCGUGGAGCUCAAUAUGUAGCUGACACUUUACGAAAUAAUACG
This is a messenger RNA of Rotaria sordida, 579 nucleotides long. Lineage: Eukaryota; Metazoa; Rotifera; Eurotatoria; Philodinida; Philodinidae. The record is from the annotation of a GenBank genome assembly.